Molecule: messenger RNA, 3195 nt
Organism: Colletotrichum chrysophilum
Lineage: Eukaryota; Fungi; Ascomycota; Sordariomycetes; Glomerellales; Glomerellaceae
Exons: 5
Coding region: 1-3195 (1064 amino acids)
Cellular component (GO): cytosol
Molecular function (GO): FMN binding; aromatase activity; iron ion binding
Source: RefSeq, a predicted model, not a curated record
AUGUCUUGGUUUCAGUGGGCACUUGAGCUUCUAUUCAGGAAAAAGCCAACGUAUCAGGAGAUGCUCAAUGGCAUCGUCCCCAUCCCUGGCCCUCCACGACCCAUCAUUCAGCUUUAUACUGGAUCAACAAGAGAGAUCAUCGUCGGCUCUCAAGAGCUCGCCAAUGAGCUCAGCGAUGAAAAGCGCUUCUGCAAAGUUGUAUACGGAGCUCUACACCACCUUCGAGAUGCUGGCGGCGACGGGCUUUUCACAGCUCAACACGGGAAUCACGAGUGGGGGGUCGCACAUCGAAUCCUCCUCCCAAACUUCAGCCCCCUCAAAAUUCAUGACAUGUUUGAUGGUAUGAAGGACAUCAUUGAACAAAUGUGUCUGAAAUGGUUUGUCACUGGGGCAAGACACGGUCCAGAAGCCUCAAUAGAUGCGGUUGAUGACUUCACCCGUCUCACCGUAGACACGAUCACGCUCUGCGCCAUGGACUACAGACUGAAUAGCUUCUAUCUGAAUGAUGACAUGCAUGCUUACGUCAAAAGUCUUUCCAGAGUUCUCGUCGAGUCAGACAAGAAAGCACAAUUCCCGGAUGCAAUCAAUGCGAUGCGCUUCAAAGCCGACGCACAGUACAGGGCCGACAUCCAGACGAUGGCUGACAUAUGCAAGGAAAUCAUUCGUAAGCGCCGCUCCGCAGGUCCAGACCCCGACUCCAAGCUUCUACUUGAUUUGAUGAUUCACGGCGUGGACCCAAAAACUGGCGACAAGCUUAGCGACGACGCAAUCAUGUGGAACUUGCACACGUUCUUAAUCGCAGGGCAUGACACGACAUCUGGUCUGCUAUCGUUCGCUUUCUACUUCUUGCUGGCAAACCCUGACAAGAUGGCCAAGGCGCGGAUGGAAGUCGACUCCAUCCUCAAAGCUGACGAACCCAUGACCUUGAAACACCUCCAGAAGCUUCCUUACCUGGAUGCUGUUCUGAAGGAGACGAUACGGCUGCAUGCCCCUGCACCUGGAUUUCAUGUACGUCCCUUGAAGGAUGGCGAGGUUCUAGGUGGCAAGUAUGUCGUCAACAAGGAGGAUCCGAUCGUUAUUGUGUUGCAUCAGCUACAUCGCGAUCCCGCCGUAUGGGGUGAUGAUGCAGAGGAGUUCAAGCCUGAACGAAUGCAUCGUGAUGGAUUCAACAAGUUGCCGCCAAACUCGUGGAAACCAUUCGGAAACGGAGCUAGGGCUUGUAUUGGGAGAGCCUUUGCCUGGCAGGAGGCUUUGAUGUCCAACUCCUCCCAGGCCAUGGCCAUGCUCCUACAGCACUUCGACUUCGAGAUGGAUGAUCCGAACUACAAGCUCAAGGUUCUUCAAACGCUUACCAUCAAGCCUGAAGGCUUCAGAAUGAAGGCGCGGCUGCGUCACGAGAAAAAGCCAGGGGAUCUUUUCAAGCAUGAAAGCCAAGCCACUCAACGGAAGACCAAUUCCAAUGCCCAGAGACCACAGCCUAGGACCGAGCCUGCGCAUCCAAUGACGAUCUUGUAUGGUUCCAAUACUGGCACCGGCGAGACACUCGCCCGAUGGUUGGCCGAUGAUGCGGUAGCGGCUGGAUUCGAGGCCGUGACGGUGACAGAAAUGAACAACGCAGUGGGAAAGCUGCCAAAGGAUCAGCCAGUCGUUAUCAUCGCCGCCUCUUACAAUGGAUACCCUUCUGACAACGCUGACGACUUUGUGAAAUGGCUUAGCGGCCUUGCGACCGGAGACCUUCAGGGAGUGAGCUAUAGCGUCUUUGGUUUAGGACAUAGUGACUGGGUAGCUACGCACAACAAGGUUCCCAUUCUUGUCAAUAACAUGAUGAAGAAGGCCGGAGCAGUACGGCUCACUGAAGCCACCUUCUCCGAUAUGGCAACGGCAGAUCUCUUUGCAGAUGCUGAGAGAUGGUCAAUGGAAAACCUUUGGCCAGCACUCGCCGAGAAGUAUAACGUUCAGCCAGUGGAGACCGUGGGGGCAGACAUGACUGUCAAAAUCGAGCCUGGUACUCCAGGGAGACUCGCCACUCGGCGAGGGUUCUUUCGAACCGCAGUCACUCAGACGCAACAACUCUCACAUCCCGAUGUCCCGCAGAAGCAUCAUCUGACCCUCAGACUGCCGGAUGACAUUCGAUUUCAGACUGGUGAUCGUCUCCAGAUACUUCCCAGGAAUGGCCAGAGGAUGGUGACCCGUGCCCUGUCACGGUUUCAGCUUGAUCAUGACGCGGUUCUGAUCAUCAGCAGUACCAGACCCCUCGGGUUACCAGUCGACACGCCAGUCUCAGCAGGAGAGCUGCUGAGUACUUACGUUGAGCUUGGGCAAUCAGCCAGCCAGCGAAACAUCAAAGCUUUGGCUGAUGCGACUGAGGCGAGUGAUUCUGGGAGUCGAAGUGAUGUGGUAGAUGAGUCCACAAAGACUCUUCUCCUCAGCCUGGCUGAGGACCUUUAUGAAGCGGAAAUCCGAGCCAAACAUGUUUCAGUCCUGGAUCUCCUCGAAAGAUUUCCUUCGGUGAACCUAACUUUUGCCAGGUUCCUCUCCAUGCUCCCACAGAUGCGCCCCAGAACCUACUCGAUCUCGUCUUCGCCAGUGAAGGACCCUCAUCACACCGACCUCACGAUCAGCAUCGCAGAUUGCGGUGUUGCAACCAACUUCCUGACAGCGGUCUCGGUCGGACAACUUCUUUAUGCUUCGUUGUUCCCGGCACCCCGUGAGUUUCGGUUACCGGCGUCUCCCUCAACAACGCCCAUCAUCAUGAUUGCGGCGGGAGCUGGUCUGGCGCCUUUCCGUGGGUUUGUGCAGGAGCGAGCGCAGGCUGAGGGACUGCUGGCUCCGGCUUUGUUGUUCUAUGGUUGCCGCGGCGCUGACUUGGAUGACAUGUAUCGGGCCGAGUUCAAUCAAUAUGACAGCCUCGGUGUUGUCAAGGUUCACCGCGCUUUCAGUCGUGAUCCGGGUGCCGAAUUCAAGUACGUUACGGAUUGCAUACAGGCGACGCGGAAUGAAUUGAUGAAGAGAUGGGACGAAGGUGCUGUGGUCUAUGUUUGCGGGGGGAAGAAGAUGUCAGACGGCGUGUUUGAUGUCUUGGGUCCGAUGCUGUACGAAGCUGAUACGAAAAGCGGCAAGAGCACGGCACAAGACACAGAUACAUGGGAGCAGGAGUUGCCCAGGGAAAGAUAUGUCAGAGAGAUCUUCAAUUAG